AUGUGCGCGAUCGCCGCUGCGAAGAAGACGGCGGCGGCGCUCUGGUGCAGCACCGAGUCGGCCCCGAGUCGCGCCUCCCCGCGCAUCACCGCGGGCACGUCGCGCUGCAGCGGCACCGCGCCGACGACCGCGAGUCCGGCAAAGGCGGCGGCGCUGGUCGCCACGAGGCCGGGGUGCGCGGCGCCGAUGCAGCUGCACACCUCUCCUCGCCAACUGCAGCGUGUCGCCUCUGCAACGGCAACGGGCGCGGCGCCCGAAUCCUUCGCCGCUCAGGCAUGCACUGCUACGCUCGACGCUGUGCUGCCCACAUACCAGGCCAGCGGGCUGCGAGGCAUCUGCCUGCAGCACCUCCGGCUGGCCGCGUUUGCCGCUCGACGACAGCACUCUCCGCCUCCGCCGCUCGCGACGGCCGCCUCCCUGGCGGCCGACUCUGUCUGCCCGGCCCCCGCCGCCACCGUGGCGAGCGUGCAGAUCGAGGUCGAGGCACUGCUCGGCGCGCCGCUCCCGUCGGCCGACCGCGGCCUGAUGGAGCUCGGCCUCGACUCGUUUGACAUCGAGGAGCUCGCGCAGCGGCUCGCCAGCCGGCACCCUCUCUCCGCCCUAGCGCCCUCGGACCUCUUUGGCGCGCCGACGGUCUCGGCGCUCGCCGCGCUCAUCAGCCAGCGCACCGCUGGCGACGGCUCACGGCCAUCGGCGGACCCUCCUCACGCGGCGGGUCCCGCGGUGCACGCCGCUGCCCGCCUCACCAGCCUCGCCGCCUCGCUGCCGCCCGCGAGCGGGCCACGCGGCACGCGAGAGAUGGCGGCGUCGGGCGCGGACGUGGUGAGCGAGGCGCCGGCGGAGCGCUGGUCUCUCCCCGCCACCGACGCGGCCGCGGGCCGGAUGCGCCACGGCGCGAUCUUGAGCGGCGUCGAGCUCUUCGACGGCGCCUUCUUCGGCGUCUCGCCCGCCGAGGCGGCGGCAAUGGACCCGCAGCAGCGGCUGCUGCUCGAGCGCGGGUACGAGGCGCUGCACGGCGCAGGCCUCGCCCGCCACGAGCUGCUCGGCCUCUCGACGGGUGUCUUUCUCGGAGCGAGCUACAGCGACUUUGAGCGCCUUCUCCACGGCAAGGCUCCGCCCUCCGCGUACGCCGCCACCGGCGGCAGCCUCGCCGUCGCGUCGGGCCGCCUGUCGUACACCCUCGGCCUGCAGGGGCCUGCUGUCUCGUACGACACUGCCUGCUCGGCCGCCCUCACAGCCAGCCACGCCGCCACGAGUGCGCUGCGGCUCGGCGAGUGCGAGAGCGGGCUGGUGGCCGGCGUCAGCUUGAUGCUGCUCCCCGAUGUGAGCCACAGCUUCGCUGUCGCGGGCAUGCUGUCGGCGCUCGGCCGGUCCCACACCUUUGACCGCCGGGCCGACGGGUACGCCCGUGGCGAGGCGUGCUGCGCUUGGCUUCUGCAGGGAGGCGCGACGGCUCGCCGGCCGGUCGCCUCGGCUCUGGGCAGCUGCGUGCGGCAGGACGGCAAGAGCGCCAGCCUCACCGCGCCCAACGGGCUCGCGCAGCAGUCGCUCCUCGAGGCGGCGCUCGCCGACGCAGCUGUGGUCGCCGACAGCCUCGCCUGCUCGGAGGCGCACGGCACGGGCACGUCGCUCGGCGACCCGAUCGAGGCGCGGUCGCUCGCCGCGGCGGUGCUCGCCCGGCGCGGCGGCGGCGAGGCGCUCGCGGUGGGCAGCAUCAAGGCCAACUGCGGCCACGGCGAGCCGGCGGCGGGCGCGGGCGGCCUGCUGCGCCUGUUGCUUGGUCUGUGCGGCGCGGAGGCGCCGCCCAACGCGCAGCUGCGGGCGCUCAACCCGCUCGUGAGUGCGGCGGUGGCGGGCAAGGCGUGCGUGCUGCCGACUCAGCUGGCGGCGCUGCGCUCGACGGCCGCGGCGGCCGGCUCGCAGGAGGGCGGCGUGAGCUCGUUCGGGUACAGCGGCACGAUUGUGCACGCGGUGCUGCGCGUCACGCCCGGCGGAGAGGCGCUUGUGGCGCUCGUCCGGCGGGCAGAGAGCGGCCCGCGGUACCGGCGGCUGUGCUACAGCCUCGGCCCCGCCCGGGCUGCUGCAGAGGCGCCGGGGAGACGCCGCCUGUACGAGCUCACGUGGCGCUCGGUCGGACUCGCUCCUCCGCAGUCGCCCGACGUUGUCAUUACUUGCGCCGCCAUCGGCGAUCGGCUGUCGGCGUCGCCGCGUGCUGCCGCCGCACUCCCUCUCGAGCGGCUGGCCUCCCCGCACCUCUCCCGCCUCUCUCUGUGGCUUCCGCCCGCCGGCAGCUGUGCACCGCAGGUCGACGCGCUGGCCGUCUUGGUCGAGCUCCUGCGCACCCUCGUGGCACUGGUGGGCGAGGGCAGCCCUCGCCGACCCGCGCCGCAGCUCCAGCUCGUCGCCUCCACCUCGAGCCUCGCGGUCCCUCUUGCGCGCGCAGGACAGGUGGCGCACGCCGGCCUGCUGGGCUUCUCCCGGGUCGUCUGGCGGGAGGCUCCCAGCCUCCGGUUCGGGCUCGUCGACUGCGCCCUGCGGCUGCGGCGCGGGGAGAAACCUCAGCUGUGGCUUCGCGAGGCGGAGGGCUCGCACGUGGCCGUGCAAGGCCGUCGGGGCUUCAGCGCUGGCCUCUGCUCGAGCAACGUCUCGUCGCGGCGGAGGGGGAGGGAGCAGGGCAGCUCAACGCCAGAGCAGCAGCUCGUCACCGGCGGCAUGGGUGGCCUCGGUCUCCAGACCGCCCUGAUGCUGGCGCGCCGGCGCGCUGGCGGUGCGGAGAUUGUGCUGCUCUCGAGGAGCGGCGCGGUGGCGCACACAGGUCAGGGUCUUGAGGCGACCCUCAGGCUGCUACGCACACGCGCGAGGGCCCUGAGCAUCCUCGCUGCUGAUGUCGGGUGCGCGACAGACGUGACCUCUGCCCUUGCGGCGGCCCCGCGCGUUGGCCGCAUCGUGCACGCAGCGGGAGUCCUCCAGCGGUCGUUGCUCCAAACCACGGGCCGUGCCGAGCUGUCGAUCGCCUUCCACGCGAAAGCGCGCGGCUGCUUCCUGCUGCACGCAGCCACGCAGCGCCAGCGCAUCGGCGGUUUGCUGCUCUUCUCCUCUGUUGUGGCCGCCCUCGGCAACAUCGGGCAGGCCGGCUACGCAGCCGCCAACUCCUUCCUCGACGAGCACGCGCGUGGGCGAACGCAGCGCGGCCUCGCGGCAGCGAGCGCGCAGCUGCCGUUGAUUGAGGGGGUGGGCAUGGCGGCGGCGGAAUUCCGCAAACAGGGCCUGCGAGGGGCGGCGGUGCUCCGAGGCUUUGAGCCUGUGCCACGCGUUGCCUUGGCAGCGUGCCUCGGGCAGCUGCUGCGCGCACUUGGCAACGGCUCUGUCCUCACGCCGCUGCUGUCGCCCGACGCUUUGCACGCUCACGGUCCCCAGCCUCCGCCCUCGCCACGCCACGCAGCCGAUCCGACCCCUUACGGGGCGGAGGCGCGGCGCGGCGCGCUCCAGUCGGCCAUUCUGGCCGUCGUGACCGAGAUCUCCGGCUCCGCUGUCGCGUGGGACGCGCAUUCGGCGUUUCUCGAGUGCGGCCUAGCUUCGUUGGAUCUGGUCGAGGCUGCCCACGCGCUCGGGAGGAGAACAGGCGUUCGCCUCGAGCCGACGACUCUCUUCGCUCGCCCCAACAUGGCAUCGUUGCUCGCCUAUUUGCUGGAGCGCACCGGCUCUCCAGCCGUCGGCGCCGCUGCGGGCGCCAUGCGGCGCAGCGGCAGCCUGCCGGUGUCCGCUUCUGUCUGCCACUGCGCGGCGCGGGUCCCAGGUGGGGCAGGAAGGCGUCAUGUUUGGCCCCUCGUCGCGGCGAGCGGCGACGCAGUGUCCAAGCUUCCCUUGCGCCUCGAGCUCGCGCAAGCCGCUCCGCACGCUCGCGGUUCUGCGGCUCAAUUCUCGUUUGCAAGCCGCGGCGCCUUCUUGUCGGGCAUCGGUCGCUUCGACAGUGCGUUCUUUGGAAUUGCACCGCUCGAGGCCGCUUCCAUGGACCCGCGCCAGCGCAUGCUGCUCGAGGUUGGCUACGAGGCUUUUCACGCGGGCGGCCCGGCGAGCAAGGCUCCGCGUGCCGACGGGGUGUUCCUCGGGCUCGAGGCGAGCGAGUGGGAAGGCUUGAGGCAAGGCGCCUUGCGGCCGCAUGCGCUUACAGCAACCUCGUCCGCCGUCGCGGCGGGGCGCCUCAGCUACUGUCUCGGCUUGCAGGGCCCCUGCUGGACGUGUGAUGCUGCGUGCGCAUCGUCGCUAGUCGCCCUCCAUUGCGGCUUGCAGAGCUGCGAGGCGUCUGAUGCCGACCGUGCGCUUGCUGCCGGCGCAAACCUGCUGCUGCUGCUUGACGCAUCAGUCACGAUGGGGAGCGCAGGCAUGCUAGCGCGAGACGGGCGAUGUAAGACGUUCGAUGCGCGUGCGGAUGGCUACGUGCGGGCCGAGGCGUGCGUCGCCGCCGUUUUGGCGACGAAGUUUGUCGCAGUGGAGAUGUGCUGCAUCCUCGGCAGAGCGGUGCGGCAGGACGGGCGCAGCGCCAGUCUGACCGCGCCCAACGCGGCCGCGCAGGAGACGUUGCUCAACGCUGCCGGCGCAAUGGCACCACUAGAGCAGCGGAUCGGUGACCGAGGGCUUGAAGCCCAUGGCACCGGCACCGCUCUCGGUGAUCCGAUCGAGAUGGCGGCGGUUCGCGCUGUCGACAGGGAGAGGGACUCGCCGCCUCUGGCUGUGGGCGCCACAAAGGCUAGCUUUGGGCACUCGGAGGCGGCUUCAGGGCUGGGGGGGCUGCUAAGCAUCUUGGCGAUGCUGGAUCAGGCAGGAGGCGCACCGAAUGCGCAGUUGCGACGGAUCAACCCGCUCAUCAGAGAUGGCCAAGGCGUCAACGAGCACCCAACUUCAUUCAACACUCAGCGGGACAGGAGGGUAGACAUUGUGACCGGCGUGAGCUCGUUCGGCUACAGCGGCACCAUUGCGCACGCAUUGGCGCGACGGGCGCAGCCCAUAGGCUCGAUAAAUCCUUUGUGUUUGGGCGGCCUGCGCGCGCCGGCCGCGUUCCGCCGCCGGCGCUUUGCCUGGGGCGAGGCGGCGCACCCCUUGCGGCAGCACCGCUGGCCAGCCGCCGAAGCGGCGACGCUGAGCUUCCGCUCGCCUGCGGACGGGGUGCUGGCCGCGCUGGUCGCAGACCACCGGGUCCGCGGCCGCGUCGUCUUCCCCGCGGCCGCUCACCUCGAGAUGGCGCGCGCUGUGUGCUGCGGGGACGCGGCCGGCGGCGCCUCGUCCACGCGCGCCACGCUCCGGCAAGGCGUCUUUGUGCAGCCCUUGCCACUCGACGAGCCGCUCGGGCUGUGGGUGGGCUGCGCCGUGGUGGAGGGCGCGAUGGCGCGGGUCGAGACGCGCAGCUGGCGCGAGGCGGACCAGCGCGAGCAGGCGGGGGCGCCGCACGAGACGGCCCUGCACAUGAGCGCAGACGUCGGUGCGGCAGGACGGCAGCGCUCGCCGGCGGCGGCGCGUCUGCGGACGCGUCUGGCGGCGGCGUUGUGCCCCGCUGCUGCGUACGCGUCGCUCCGCUCCUCCGGGCUCGAGUACGGCCGCUCUUUCCGAGUGCUCGAGGCGGCAUGGGCUGGGGCGGCGGCGGCAUCAGCCCUGCUCCAUCGCCGCCGGUACGGCGAAGGCACGCUCGUGCAUCCGGCAGACCUCGACGGCGCGCUGCAGCUCUCUGCUCUCCUCACCGCGCAGCCGGCUCGCGGCGGGACAGCCUUGCCAUUCGCGGUGGAGGAGGCGGGCCUCGGCGGCCAAGCGGCGAGCUUGCUUCUGGCGGUGGCGUCCGCCUCCGGGCCCGACACCGCCGCCGUGUGGCUCUGCCAUCGCGGUGGCGCGAGCGAGGGCGCGGACAGCGCUGGCGGCGGCCUCGCUGGCGGCGGCUGCCUGGCUCGGCUGGUGGGGCUCCGCAGCCGGCAGCUCGUCGACGGCGCUGGAGCGGGCGAGGCGCAAGGGCACCUCUACCAGACGGCGUGGCGGCGCUCAGACCUCGGCCCCUCGCCCGGCCAGCCGAGCGCCGCGCUGCUCGCGGUGCGGCCGGCGACCCGAGAUGCAGCGGCAGCGGCAUCGCCGCCUCCGGUCGGUGGCGCUGCGCGCCUGCUCGGCCAGUUCAGCGCAGGCGGGAUGCUGCACGUCGACAGCUUGGCGGCGCUCGAGGCUGGCUUGCGGCACGUGGUCGCUCUCGCGGCGGCGGCUGCGCCAGCUGGCCUGCGGCUCCUCACCCUCGGCGCCCAGCAGGCGUCGCCACGCGGCGCGAUGCGCAUCACGGACGCGGGGCUGUGGGGCCUGUCGCGUGCCGCGCGGCAAGAGUCGAUGGGCAGCAGCUUGGCGUGCACAGACUGGUCGCUCGAGUCGCAGGGCGGCGGCGGCACUGUAGGCGUGCUCGCGGCUCUCGAGGCGCUUGCCGCGGCAGGCGAGCUCGAGACGGCGGUGUGCACGGAUGGCCGCGACGUCCUCGCGCCUCGCCUCGCCCGCGCCUCCGACUCGACAUCGCGGCGGCCAGCCUGGCUGCGCCUCGGUGCACGCGGCGCGCUGAGCGCGCUCGUGGUCGAGCCACAGCCGCCGUUCCGCCUGCCCCCCUCGCGGGGCGAGACCGAGCUCAGCGUGCGCGCCGUCGGCCUCAACUUCAGAGACGUGCUCAACGUGCUCGGAGAGUACCCGGGCGACCCCGGGCCUCCUGGCAGCGACUGCUCCGGCGUCGCGGCGGGCGCUGGUGCCACCGGCGCUCGGCUGGGCCUGGCCACUGGCGCGCUCGCGUCGCUGGCGCGGGCUGACUCGCGGCUCGUAGUGCCCAAGCCGGCGGCACUCACCUUCGAGCAAGCCAGCAGCCUGCCCACCGCGUGGAUGACGAGCCACGUCGCCCUCUCUGACUCCACGCCGUCCGCGCGGAAGCGAUGCCUGUUGCACGCCGGCGCGGGCGGUGUGGGGCUUGCGGCGACCGUCUACGCGCGCUGGCUGCGGCUGCGGAUCAGCGUGACGGCCGGCGCGCGAGCGAAGCACCGCUUCCUACGCCAGACCGGCGCUCUCGAGCAGUGGAGCUCGCGCAGCGGCGGCGCCUUUGCGUGGGGCGGCGCCUCGCAGCUGCGCGGGGCGCGGCUGGACGUGGUGCUGAGCAGUCUGUCGCGCGACUUCACGGCCUGCUCGUGGGCACUGCUCUGCGAGUCGGGCCACUUUGAGGAGAUCGGCAAGCGCGGCGUGUGGAGUCGCGGCCGUGCGGCGGGAGCGGUGCCCCACGCACGAUUCCACGCGAUCGCCCUCGACAGCCUGGCCGAGCGCGAGGCGCCGCGGGCACGCCUCACGCUGCUCGUGCUCCGGUCGCGUGCGACCGCGCGGGUGGCCGUCGGCCUGCCACGCGUCAGCUUCUGGCUGGAGCAGGCUGUGGCGGCGGCGUUCCGCUGGCUGCAGAGCGGGCGGAGCAUCGGCAAGGUCGUCGUGCGGCUUCGCGCUCCUCCCUCGACGCCAGCAGCGCAAGCGUCGCACCUUCUGAGCGGCGGCACGGGUGCGCUCGGCCAAGCCACGGCGGGCUGGCUUGCACAGCGCGGCGCGACGCGGCUGAUAUUCGCGUCGCGCGGCGGCGGCUCGGUCAGCAGCGGCCCGGCCGGGCUGCCUUCGGGGAGCGCUGCGCUCUUUGUGCGGUGCGAUGUGGCGCAGCCCCGGGAGGUGGAGCGCGCCCUCGCGCUGGCUGCGAACCCGCCGGCGGCGCCGUUGCGGGGCGUGUGGCACGCGGCGGGCGUGCUCGCCGACGGGCUCCUGGCGCAGCAGGGCGCGAGCGGGCUGCGUCGCGUCAGCGCGAGCAAGUCGCACGGCGCGGCGCUCCUACACCGCGCCGGCUCCGCCUUGCCGCUGCAGGCGUCGGUCCUCUUCUCGUCGAUAGCGGCGCUCUUUGGCGGCGCCGGCCAGGCCAACUACAGCGCGGCGAGCAGCGGCCUCGACGCGCUCGCGCGGGGCGUGCACGCGCGUGGCCGGGCGGCCCUGAGCGUGCAGUGGGGCCCUUGGGCAUCCUCGGGCAUGGCGGCCGCCGACAACGUGCGCACGAGGCUGCAGGCGUCGGGGAUCGGGCUGCUCGGCAUCGCGGAGGGCGGCCCCGCGCUCGCUGCGGCGCUGUCGCGCGACGCGCCGCCGGUGCUGGCGGCGGUGGCUGUGCGGUGGGACCGCUUCCUGGCCGGGCGCGCGACGCCGGCCUUGCUGAGCGCGUUCGGCCGCCCAGGAGGCGCCGGGGGGAAGGCAUCGAGGCGAGCAGAGGCGACGGGGGCGGUCGCGGCGGCGACGCGCAGCCUGAGCGUCGCCGAGGUGCUUGAGCUGGUGCACCGCACGGCCGGCGCCACCGCCGACGCGGACACGCCUCUGCUCGAGGCCGGCGUCGACUCGCUCGGCGCGGUCGAGCUGCGCAACCAGCUGCACGCCGCGGUGGGCGGCCGAGCGGCGCUGCCAAGCACGCUCGUCUUCGACCACCCGAGCGCACGGCAGCUGGCGGCGUACCUGUCGGACGGCGCCACGCCCGAGCCGGCUGCGCCGCUGCACCGCGCCCCGGCUGCGCACGAGCGAGGCCGAGUCGCCGUGCUCGUCACGGGCGCGAGCGCGGUGCUGCCCUCUGGCGCCGCGGGCGCGGAGGCGGUGUGGCGGGUCGCCAUGAGCGCGGCGGACCUGAUCUCGGAGGUGCCCGCCGAGCGGUGGCCGCUCGGCCCUCGGCCCGACUCGGCAGCCGGCGACGCGGUGUCGAGCCGCGUCCGGCACGGCGGCUUUGCGCGCGGCGUCGAGCUCUUCGACGGCGCCUUCUUCGGCGUCUCGCCCGCCGAGGCGGCGGCGAUGGACCCGCAGCAGCGGCUGCUGCUCGAGCGCGGGUACGAGGCGCUGCACGGCGCGGGCGAGCGGCGCGAGGGGCUGGCGGGCAGCCUGACGGGCGUCUUCGUCGGCAUCGCGUCGACGGACUUCGCCGCCGCGCUCGCCUCGCAGAGCGUGGGCGGCGUCUACGCGGCGACGGGAGGGGCGCACUCGGUCGCCUCGGGCCGCCUGUCCUUCGCGCUCGGGCUGCACGGCCCGUGCGCGGCGUACGACACGGCGUGCUCGUCGGCGCUGGUGGCGGGCCACGCGGCGCUCCGGUCGCUGCAGCUGGGCGAGAGCUCCGCCGCGCUGGUGUCGGCUGUCAACGUGAUGCUGUCGCCGCGGGUCGGGCUCACGUUUGCCGUGGCGGGCAUGACGUCCGUGCUCGGCCGCAGCCACACGCUCGACAGGCGCGCCGACGGGUACGCGCGGGCGGAGGCGUGCACCGCAGCGGCGCUGCGUCCGGCCGGGUCGCAGCCGGGCGGGCCGCACGAGCCGGUCGCGACGCUGAGCGGCAGCUGCGUGCGGCAAGACGGGAGGAGCGCCAGCCUGACGGCGCCGAACGGCCUGGCCCAGAGGGCCUUGAUAUCGUCCGCGACUGCGGACGCCUGUCGCACUCCUCACUCGGUCGCUGGCUUUGAACUCGCCGCUGCCGGCUCGCUGCUCGGGGACGCCGUUGAGACGUUGUCGCUUUGUGGAAUCUUGGACGCCCCUUGUACCGCACCCGACUCGUCGACGAGCGUCGCCGCCGUCCUCACUGGAAUCAAGGCCAGUGUCGGCCAUGCGGAGCCCGCGGCUGGGCUUACCUCGCUCCUCGCCUCGCUGGCCUCGCUGCGUGUCGGGCAGCACGCACCCCACGCGCAGCUUCGAAGCCUCAACACCAGCUGCAUCCAAUCCGACUCCGAGACCGUUUCCAUGUGCCUCCCCGUAGCAUGCUCACCAGUCCGAGCUGGUCCAUCUCCCCCUUCCGGAGGGACGAGCGCCUUUGGCUUCUCGGGCACCAUUGCUCACAGCGUGGCCGAGGCCCUCAGUAGCCCCAUUCUUGGCUCCCCUUUGCCGGCGGCCCCCCGACUCUUCCGGAGGGGUAUCGCGUGGAGUGUGCCCUCGAGCGAUUAUUCUCGCCCCGCUGGCGAGGCAGUAGGGCAUCACGUCACUCAAGACCAGGCCGGCGCUACGCCGCGCGCGCCGCAUCCGGACGCCCUCGCGGUGAUCCGCCGCGGGCUGCGAGAUCUCGGCGCCUCUCAAGACCUCGACAUACCGUUGGCGGCCGCGGGUCUGGACUCGAGGGCGCUGCUCUCGUUGUGGCACGCAACCAUCGCCCCCGUCUGUGGCGGCGUUGUGCCGAGCGCGUUCUGGAGGCUGCUGGCAGACGAGGAGUCCACAGGCCGCGGUGUUGCUGCCGCGCUGCAAAAGACCAUCGAGCUCACCCAGCCCGCCGGCGAGCAAGGGGCUGGCCAGGUGGAGGAGCGGCCGCCCGAGCUGCAGCCUCGGCUGAGGGUCGAGACGCUCGCACGGCCCUUUGACCCGCUGGACACCCAGUCCUUUGGCGCAGUGCGCGGGCCGGUCGCCCCCUCGGGGUGCGUCUUCUAUAUCCCUGGCCUUCCCGGCGUCUGCCAGCUCGAGUUUGUCCAGCUCUGCCAGCACCUGGCCGACGUCACCGUGGUGGGACUGCCGUAUGCCGCCGCCAUGGCGAGACCGGCGCUAACGAUGGAGUCGCUGGCCUUCUACCUCGUGAGUGAGAUGCGCGCUGUACAGCCCGAGGGCCCGUACAAGGUGGCGGGCUUCUCGCUGGGGGGCUGCAUCGCAAUGGCGGUUUGCCGUGCUCUCGAAGAGAUUGGCCACAGCGUGCACUCCCUCGUCCUCCUCGACCCGAUCUUUCCGAGCUCCUCGUGGGUGCCCCGGCCGUGCUUGAAGCUUGCGCUUCGCUCGUUGCAGCAGCCGGCCGCGCCUUCACACGGGGAGGGCGCUCUCGCGUGGGACGUUGUGCUACGGCUCGCGUCGGCCGCUGCCGCGUCGCCACCUUUGGACACGCCAACACUGCUCGUGCAUGCCGUCGGGCCACUGACGCUCCCCGGCGGGCCCCGGACGUCGGCGGGUCUGGCAGCCGGCUUUGAUCGUGGGGACGCGGUGCUUGCGAGUGCAAAGCGCCUGCGGCGCGUCCGCGUCAGUGGCAGCCACGCGUCCUUCCUCACCGAUCCUGCAGAGGCCCGGCGUGCGCUGGCCGCCGUCCGGGAGUUCCUGCAGCAAGGCGCUUCUCAGUGGAGCGAGGAAGACGAGGCGCUGGCUUGGGCCGUGGAGUUUCUGAGCGGGCAGCGCCCCGGAGGAGACUCUGAGGCUAUCGCCGACACGCCGCUCGCGCAGCUCGGCCUCUCCUCCUUUGCGCUCCGCGCGCUAGUCGGUGGGGCCGUCCAGCGGCUCUCCUCCGGGUCCGGUGGCGGCGCCGCCUCCUAUGGCAGCGCUGCGCUGACUGCUGGGCUCGAGGACUUUUCAGGGAGCGUCCGCGACUUUGUGGCGAGGCUUGCCGCCGCGGCGGGCAGUGCGCCUUCCGCCGCAGAGUGGUCUCAUGAGAUGCCACCGCCGUUGACGCCGACAUCAGCCUUUGAGCCCGUCGACCCGAGCGAGGCACGCCGACACUACUCCCUGCGCCCAAGCGCACGUUCCCGGCGCUGCUACGGCCAGGGCACCGUCCUGGUGCUCGCCGCGGAGGGCGGGUCGGAGCUCCUGUUUGAGUCCGUCUGGCCCAGCGCCGUCACCCUCCGCCACGGCCCCCGCUACGAGGCGAGGCAGAGGGGCGAGCGGUCCCUCCUCUUUGUGUGCCGGCCUGGCUCGCUGGAGGACUACCGCCGCUGCUUUGCAGACCCUCGAUGGGGGCAGGUCGCAGCAAUCUCGCUGGUCCUCAACUGCUGGCAGCCGCCCUCGGACAGCGCCGCGCUCGGAAUCCUGAGGGCGAGCGUCCUGUCCCGGCGGAUUCACCUCGCGGCGCCCGCGAGGUACCUGCGGCUCGCGCCCGAGGGCACGCAACCGAGCGCCUCCCGUAUCGCCGACCUCGACGCGGCGAUCAUGCGGCCCCUUGCCGAGGUCGUGCAGCUCACUGGGCCGGACCGCACCCCCGUGAGCAGCGCGGCGCUGGGCGCGGCCGCCUUGCGCGUGGCCCGCGCCAGCCGUCCGCCGCCGCUGGUGCAGCUGCGCGCCUCGGCGGGCCCGGGCGGCUCGCUGGUCGCGUCCGCGACGAGCAGCCGGCUUGCGGGCGUCGAGCAGGAGGCGCACGCCGCGAGCUCCUGGUCCCUGGUCCACUUCCGCGGCGACGAGGCGCCGCGAGCGAGCAGCAGCGCCUCGGCCGGCGUCUCGCAUCUGAGCAUCUACUACGAGGUGCAGGGGCCGCUCAACCCGCUGCUGCUGCAGGCCGCGCUCGACGACGUCGUGCUCCGCUCGCCGGCCCUCCGCACCACCCUGCCCGACCGCGGGCUGCGCGGCGUCGCGCACAGCCACCUCGUCGUGCCACUGCAAGUGGUGCGCUGCAUCGGCUCGAGCGAGAAGCUCGCGCGGGCGCUGUCGCCAGACAACCUCCACCGGCGGCUGAACUUCGAGCGCGGCCCGCUCUUGCGCGUGCUCGCGUGCGUCAAGGCGCCGGACCACUGGCUGCUGGCGCUGGUGGCACACCAUGCGAUCCUCGACCUCUACUCCACGCACCAAGUCACGCAGCAGCUGCUGGCCGCGUACACGCACUCGCUGCGCGCCGCGUGCCCCGCGCUGCCGCGCCCAGUCUUCACGCUCGAGAGGGAGGUGGAGGCGACUGGCGUGGCGCGCCCCAUCGCGGUCGACCUCUCGCGCCUGCUGGCGGCGGCGCCGCAGCUCCCGCCCAUCGACCGGAGCGGCGGGAGGAGGGACGCCUGCUGCCGGCCGUGGACGCUCGGGGGCGCUCGGGAGUGGGCGGCGGCGAUGGAGCGGGGCCGCGCGCUCGGGGGGAACGCGUUUCAGGUGGCUGCGGCGCUGCUAGCCGCGGCCUGCGUGAGCGGCGAGCCCCGCCCGAUCAGCCUGUGCUGGACGCAGCGCGAGAUCAUGGACCGGCGCAUGUGCAACGGCUCCUCGCUGCGCGUCUUCUCCUUUUCGGCGGAGGAGGCGAGGGGCGGCUUCGUCCCGCUGCUGCGCGCCGUGCAGCGGCAGAUGCGCUCGCCCGCGCCGGCCCUGCAGCUGCUCACAAGCCGGCCCGCCCCCACCGAGGCGGUGGUUGUCAUCUCGCAGCUGCUGCAGCCGGCCGAGCCGAGCCUUCGCGGCGUCGCACGGCAGAGCGCCCUCUCCGCGCGGCCCGCUCUGUCGCUGGACGAGCUGCCGCUGCCCCUGCUCAUGCCCAAGGGCAUCGACAUCUACUUCAUGCUCGACGACGGCCAGGGGCACGACCACCGGCCGCCGUCGGGCUCCGUCUUGCAUCACAAGGGCGUCGCCGUCGGGCUAGUGGAGCGCCUCGUCGCGGGGCUGGCAAGGGGUGUGGGCGGUGCGUGA
This is a messenger RNA of Emiliania huxleyi CCMP1516, 13362 nucleotides long. It is a transcript of the gene PKS1, whose product is annotated as polyketide synthase. Gene Ontology annotation, molecular function: phosphopantetheine binding; oxidoreductase activity; fatty acid synthase activity. Lineage: Eukaryota; Haptophyta; Isochrysidales; Noelaerhabdaceae. Gene Ontology annotation, biological process: fatty acid biosynthetic process. The coding region runs from base 1 to 13362 and encodes 4453 amino acids. The record is from RefSeq and is a predicted model, not a curated record. The transcript has 3 exons.